Molecule: messenger RNA, 627 nt
Organism: Babjeviella inositovora NRRL Y-12698
Lineage: Eukaryota; Fungi; Ascomycota; Pichiomycetes; Serinales
Product: glycosyltransferase family 71 protein
Exons: 4
Biological process (GO): protein O-linked glycosylation
Cellular component (GO): Golgi apparatus
Molecular function (GO): alpha-1,3-mannosyltransferase activity
Source: RefSeq, a predicted model, not a curated record
AUGAAGGCUUUUCAGGCCACCGAGCAGAGCUUUGUGGAUGCCGCCACAAACCUUAGAGUCUUUGGUUCAUGCUACUUGGAGAGUAACAAGGCAUUGAACAACACCUGUGGCGGGAUACAGGCACGUCUCAUGCCGUUCUUUACCGGAAACUAUCCGGUGUUUACUCGGUGGGACGGAGCCGUGGUUUCAGAUGAGGAGGCACAUCAACGAAAGGAGUUUGGCAUAAACGAUAGGUGUUUCACAUUGAACUAUCUUCAGGGGUUGAACGGAAGGGGUAUCGUUGUUUCGGCGGGUGACGGCCAGGUCGAAGAUACAGUGAACUUGAUCAGAGUGCUUAGAGGUCUUGACAACAAACUCCCAAUUCAGGUCUUCCACAAAGGCGACUUGGGUGAUGAUUCCAUGGCCCAGAUACUUAACCAGGAUAUUAAAAAGGCCCUGGUUGGCCAAUCUGAGUACAAAUUUACAUUUCCCCAACAGAAUGUGUGGUUUGUGGACGUCAGAGGCUGUAUCAAGGAGGAAUACAUGAAAUUCUUUAAUAGGUUUUCCAACAAGUUUUUCCCAUACAUGUUUGGAUCGUUUGACGAAACGAUUUUGAUGGACACGGACGCGGUCCCACUUGUGAAACCC